This is a messenger RNA of Lactuca saligna, 750 nucleotides long. Lineage: Eukaryota; Viridiplantae; Streptophyta; Magnoliopsida; Asterales; Asteraceae. The record is from the annotation of a GenBank genome assembly.
AUGAAGAUUGUCGGAGAUGUGAAGGGAGAAGAUUCUAAACUCUGUUGGCUUGGAAGGGUUGAAGAAGCAAAGCUUCUGCGGGCCCAAGGUCAACAUGAGAUGGCAAUUAAUCUUGCAAAGUACAUCUCUGAAAAUCGCAAAAUGAAUGAGGCGGCAGUAGAUGUAUAUCGUCUAGUUGGAAAAUGCUAUGAGGAAAGACUCACCUCUAAUGAGUGUGAUGGUAGAGUUUGCAAGUGGUUGCAAAAACAACUCACAAUGGACAAAGAGGAGGUUGAAAAGUUACAGCAAGAUAGAGAUAAUUUCCUCAGCAUAACAUUGGAAGGAUAUAAGCGAUGUCUAGUCAUUGCCGACAAAUAUGACGUUCGGGUGGUUUUUGGCUCUGCUGGUGUAAUAGAAAAUCCCAUGGAUUUCGCAAAGAGUGUGGGAGUUGGCAUCAAAUAUUUCCUCUCAGUUCCAGCCAAAAGCUUUAUGAAGAGUCGAGCAGGACUCAUCAUAGGCAUGGCACAAGGAACUACUAGUCUUCUUAGUAAUACAGCAAGACUCAGAGGAAGAUGCUUGCAAAUGUGGAGACUCAAAUGGAGCAAGUCAAAAAAUAAUAUUGAUAUGAAAAGAGAAGAAAUGAGAACAAAAAUUGUUGAUCAUUUAAGCCCAGAGGAAAAGACUCUCUUUUCAUGUUUGAAUCCUGAAAUAGAAGAACUUAAAGAAAGGCUUGUAGCCAGUAGGGCUACCCGAGUAGAGGUUUGCCAAUAG